UGCAGGGUGGUUGAGUGGGAAUAGCCUUUUCUAUGGAAGGACAUUGAUUUUUUCCCCAGAAAGCUCCUUAGGUUUUGCCUAAAGGGGAAAAGACUCUUCCACCUUGUGUGUUGGUGAGCUGUGGUAGGCUGAGAUUCAGGUUUUUAUCUGAAAGUCAAAGUAAUCUUUGCAAGAAUUGCUGUGAAAUUCCUAGCAGUGGGGGUGAAAAAGAAAGUAACAAAAAGCUAAUCCCUAAGCAGUUGAGAAAGGAAAAAACACAACAGAGCACAAAGGAGAAAGAGGAGGAAGUAAAUCUGAAGAACUGUGAGUUUUCUUCAAAGUUUUAAUUAUCAGGGUGAAUACCCAGUUGGGGCACCCCUGGCAGUGUGUGACUGGGGAGCAAAGCAGUUGUAUCAUUGUAGGUGCAAUUUGCAUUCCUUUAAAAUAGUGAUGGAAGGUGGAAAGACAUUCUGCACCAAGGAAGUAGCCUGGAGAUUUUCCUGAUCACCAAAAAGCCAAAGAGCACUAUGUUCUUCAGGUACUUACAGUGUGAUGGUUGUGAAGAGCCAUUAGUCGGCCCUACCUAAAAAUCACAAGCCUCUUAAUGCAUUGAAUGAGGUAUCUUUGAAGAAAGGAAAUUCUUCAGUGGAAAAGAAGAAAACAUUGACCGGAAGAGUCCAUUUGGGAAUAUUCAUCAGAAAACCAACAAGCUAACAAUAUGCAGUGUAAGAUCACAGUAGCCAAGGACUUUCUCCAGGCCAGAAACCUACUACUGGUUGUUUUAAUUCCACUUUUGCUGCUUCCAUUGCCAUUCUUGCACCCAACAAGUGAAGCCUCUUGUGCCUAUGUGCUGAUCGUCACAGCAAUAUAUUGGGUAUCUGAAGCAGUGCCCCUUGGAGCAGCAGCCCUUGUUCCUGCUUUCCUGUAUCCACUGUUUGGUGUCAUGAAGUCCAGUGAGGUAGCUGCUGAAUAUGUCAAGAACACCACCUUGCUUCUCAUUGGGGUUAUCUGUGUGGCAGCUUCUGUUGAAAAGUGGAAUUUGCACAAACGGAUUGCCUUGCGCAUGGUUAUGAUGGCUGGAGCAAAACCAGGCAUGCUGCUUCUUUGCUUUAUGUGUUGCACCACUAUCUUAUCUAUGUGGCUUUCCAACACAUCCACCACAGCUAUGGUGAUGCCCAUUGUAGAGGCAGUUCUUCAGGAACUUGUGAAGUCUGAGGAAGAUCAUGAAAUGAAUGGCACUGCAGGAAGCACCAUCCGGGAAGAGAAAGAGACAAUAAGUCUCCGUGACAAACAUGGUCAAGGCUCCCUGGAGCUCAUUUUCAUCAACGAGGAUGCUACAACUGCCAAUUUCAGCUCUCUGAUGCAGUCCAAGAACAUGAAUGGGGUACACAUGAUAGCCAAUACAAUUGGAACAAUGAAUUCCAGAACAAAUGGGCAACAUCUACCCCAGACUCAAAUCCUCGUUCUGCCACCUCAGCCUCAAAAUUUGGACCAAGAUAGCAAACAGCAAUAUCCAUCCAAGCAUGAUCAUAUGGUUUGCAAAUGCCUCUCACUGAGCAUUUCCUAUGCAGCAACUAUUGGUGGACUCACAACCAUCAUCGGUACUUCCACCAAUCUCAUCUUCCUAGAAUAUUUCAAUAACCAUUACCCAAAUUCUGAUGUGGUGAAUUUUGGAACCUGGUUCUUGUUCAGUUUGCCUAUCUCUCUCAUUAUGCUGGUGUUAACCUGGUUCUGGAUGCAUUGGCUUUUCCUUGGUUGCAAUUUCAAAGAAACCUGUUCAAUAAGCAAGAAAAAGAAGACCAAGAGGGAAGAAAUGUCUGAGAAGAGAAUCCAAGAAGAAUACGAGAAGCUGGGAAAUAUUAGCUAUCCUGAAAUGAUGACUGCAUUCUUCUUCAUCUUGAUGGCUUUGCUCUGGUUUACAAGAGAGCCUGGGUUUGUUCCAGGUUGGUCUUCCUUCUUUGAACAGAAAGGCUAUCGGACAGAUGCCACUGUCUCUGUUUUCCUCGGUUUCCUUCUCUUUUUGAUUCCAGCAAAGAAGCCAUGCUUCGGGAAAAAAGGGAAAGGUCAUGUUAAUAAGUCUACAGAUGUUAACUCAGGAGAGUCCAUAAUCACCUGGAAGGACUUUGAGAAAACAAUGCCAUGGGAGAUAGUAGUUCUGGUUGGAGGAGGUUAUGCUUUAGCAGCUGGAUGUAAGACCUCUGGACUUUCAACAUGGAUUGGGAGGCAAAUGUUGUCCCUGAGUAGCCUUCCAUCCUGGGCAGUCAGUCUGCUAGCCUGCCUCCUGGUGUCCAUAGUAACGGAGUUUGUUAGCAAUCCUGCAACCAUAACAAUCUUCCUCCCAAUUCUGUGUGGCAUGUCCGAAAGCCUUCAAAUCAACCCACUGUACACCCUGAUCCCUGUCACCAUGUGCAUCUCUUUUGCGGUAAUGCUACCAGUGGGCAACCCUCCAAAUGCCAUUGUCUUCACUUAUGGACACUGUCAAAUCAAAGAUAUGAUCAAAGCUGGCUUUGGCGUCAAUAUCAUUGGACUAGUGAUUGUUACAUUGGCCAUAAAUACUUGGGGAAUUAGACUCUUCCAACUGGACAUAUUUCCUGAUUGGGCCCAAACCAGUAAUAACAUUACUGUCCCAUCAUAAACAACAUUGGCAAAAUUUGUCAAAUCUCAGAAAGUGGACAAAUAUCAUUGUACAUAUAUAUUAAACAAGGAGACUCGACUAUAUAUUAUAUCAGGAACGGGAAUAAAAUAAGAGGUAACGUAAUUGAGGUUCUCCCAAAUAUUACAUCUACCAGCUAGCAUUUUUAUUUUCAACUGUUAAAUAAACACUGAAACACUAAAAAAAAAAUUUUUUUUCAUUUUUAUUUGAUGGGAUGUAUGUAACUCAUGGUACUCUACUGUAAAUUUAAAGAUUAAGUCUUAACUUUGUAAAUGUUUGUGCAGAAAGCUGUAUAUAGAAGCUACUUUAUAAGGAUCCUUAUAAAGGAUCCUUAACAUUAUUUUGAUGAUCUCAGUGGAACUGUGGGCUCUAUUCAUAUUCAUAACAUAAAGCCAUUCUAUACAUACAAUCCCUUGAGUCUCUAAAAAUUUCUUUUUAAAUGUUUAAAUUGGAUGUUCUACUGUUCAGUAAAUGCUGUCUUGCUCAUUUUGCUUUUCUAUUGUUCCCUCUCCAUCUCUCUCCCUCAUUUAUUUUCUUUUGCUAAUUUUGAUUAAGAAAGCCAGUUUGGUGUAGUGAUUAAGGCAUCAGCAUAUAAAACCAGGAGACUGUGAGUUCUAAUCUUACCUUAUGUACAAAUCCAGCUUGGUGCCUUAGGCCAUUUAUUCCUUCUGAGUCUUAGGAAGCAAGUAAUGGUAAACCAUUUCCAAAAUCUGGCCAAGAAAAUUGCAUUGACUUGUCCAGGCAAUUGCUAGUAAUCAAGACUGACUUGAAAGCACAAAAAAAUGUUCAACAUAAUAUCCUACUUGAAGAAAACCCCACAAAAAGUGCUAGAUAGAUGUUCUUCUGUUUGGUGGAGUGUUUUGUAUUGCACUAUUAUCAUUAUCAAACACAAUUAAACAUUUCAUAAAAUAGACUAACUCAUUUUAAUGAUUAUUUUUUUUCUCUUACUGAAAAAAAUUUGCUUGGUUCCUAAUUCAAUCCAUAUAGAGGUUUCCCGAAUUACUUUUGCAAUGAUAAGCCUGCUUCCUGCAAUUUAAAACGGCAAUUUAAGGGAAAAAAUUGGAAUCUUUCCUGUGCUGAAAUAUGCCACUGAUAAGUGUAAGAAGGAUUUUAAAAGCAUCUGCAUUUAUUGUUAGCUGUAAAUACAAGCACUUAAGCUACUUAAUCCUCAUUUAGCUCUGAGCAAUAGCUUGAAGAGAAGGAGGCAUUGUUAGCACUGGCCUCAGCUAAAAAUUCUAGAAUAACUUUCAGAGAAAUCCCAAUAAAAGCAGAUGCCCUGCAGCUUUACCUUUCCAUGAAAUUCUGCAUACAGUUUAGCACAAGAACAGGGGAAACUACUGUGCAGAAAAUGAUGUCCCAUGAAGAAACCUUUCAGGAUAAUAAGACCUAAGAAAGAGUGUGGUUGCCUCAUGGAAACCUUUUUGCUGAAAGCAUUGCUUUUACUUGCUGGAAUUGCAGACUAUAGGCAAGAUUCACACAAAUAUGCCAGUGUGACUUUGCUGAGUUCUGGAAGGAUCAGGCAUGUUCCCUUAAAAUGAUCCUGUGACGCGACUGCUUGAAUUCCUACAGAUUUAUUCUGUACUAAGUGCCUUUACAAUAGACUUAUUAUUUUCAUAAUGCUUAUGUAUUCUCAUCCUAUUACUGAUGAUACAUAACCUGUAAUAAUUAUAUCCUGAUUACCUUUUGUAUGUUUUUUUCCAUUAAGAAAAGCAAUAACCAUCUUUUGUUCCCAUUGCAAAUGCUUUUGCUGCAGAAAUUGCUUGAUAAUAAA
Messenger RNA from Crotalus tigris (Tiger rattlesnake), 4403 nucleotides. RefSeq names its product solute carrier family 13 member 4 (gene SLC13A4). Gene Ontology annotation, cellular component: membrane. NCBI's taxonomy places the organism in Eukaryota, Metazoa, Chordata, Lepidosauria, Squamata, Viperidae. The transcript has 16 exons. The record is from RefSeq and is a predicted model, not a curated record. Bases 698 to 2614 code for a protein of 638 amino acids. Gene Ontology annotation, molecular function: transmembrane transporter activity. Gene Ontology annotation, biological process: monoatomic anion transmembrane transport.